UAAAUUAAUACGUUAUAGGAAAAACUUGUUUUAUAUUGUAUGAAUUUAAAAAUUAAUACCUUUCGCAAGGGUAUACAAACGCUAGCGUUUUACCCCGGAUGGAAUUCUACUGCCCAGAAGCAGACACAUAUAUUUAUCUCGCUCUGACAUCAUGAAUUUCUAUGCGCAAUGCAACAAAAUGCCGAAAGAAUUGCGCCAAAACAGUCAAUGCGAAUAUACACAGAACAGAAUGAAAGACGAUGGCAGUGAAGCUGGAUUUUAUACAAAUAAUUUGCGAACAUACAUAUUUGUCGAAAUGGAGCGAAGCCAAGACGGGAGAAGAAGGCGAAGACGAAGGAAAAAAGCUACAUUUUAUUAGCCCUGCGCGCCGAAAGUCGGUCCUAGCUCCCAUACUGAUUAAAAUCAAGAAUGGUGUGGAUGGUGGAGACAUUGGAGACAAGAAGUUGGGCAGCGAGAGCAGUGGCAGUGGCCACAUAGCGGUCCAAAUUGAGCCGGCCAGGCGAGUCAAGCGCCAUAGCAUACACGGAAUGAUGGAGGAGGAGAACACCAUCCGGCCGCAUCAAGAGAUCCGUCAGCUAACUCUGGAGGAGAAGAAGUUUCUACUGGCCGUGGAAAGGGGUGAUAUGGCGGGCACCCGGAGAAUGCUGCAGAAGGCGCAGGACACCGAAUACAUCAAUGUGAACUGCGUUGAUCCGCUGGGGCGGACCGCCCUGCUCAUGGCCAUAGAUAACGAGAACUUGGAGAUGGUGGAAUUGCUCAUAAACUACAAUGUCGACACAAAGGACGCGCUCUUGCACUCCAUUUCCGAGGAGUUUGUAGAGGCUGUUGAGGUGCUAUUGGAUCAUGAGAAUGUCACCUUUCAGAAUGAGGGCAACCAUAGCUGGGAGUCGGCUUCCGAGGAAACUUCAACGUUUACGCCGGACAUAACACCACUUAUUUUGGCCGCACAUCGGGACAAUUAUGAGAUCAUCAAGAUCCUACUGGACCGAGGUGCUGUCCUGCCCAUGCCUCACGAUGUACGCUGCGGGUGCGAUGAGUGCGUCCAGUCCCGGCAGGAGGACUCUCUAAGGCACUCGCGAUCCCGGAUCAAUGCCUACCGUGCACUUGCCAGUCCCAGUCUAAUAGCGCUCUCCUCAAAGGAUCCCAUACUCACCGCCUUCGAGCUGUCCUGGGAGCUGCGGCGCCUAAGCUUUCUCGAGCACGAAUUCAAGAAUGAGUAUCAGGAGCUGCGCAAGCAGUGUCAGGACUUUGCCACAGCUCUGCUGGACCAUACGCGCACCUCGCACGAACUGGAGAUAUUGCUGAACCACGAUCCCACUGGGCCGGUCUUUGAGCACGGCGAACGCAUGCACCUGAAUCGCCUAAAGCUGGCCAUCAAGCUGCGCCAGAAGAAGUUUGUGGCCCAUUCGAAUGUGCAGCAGUUGCUAGCCAGCAUUUGGUACGAGGGCUUGCCGGGAUUUAGGCGCAAGAACAUGGCACUGCAAGCAUUGGACAUAAUUCGCAUUGGCAUCCUGUUUCCCAUAUUCUCGCUGGCCUACAUACUGGCGCCCUAUUCGAGUAUUGGCCAGACCAUGCGGAAGCCCUUCAUAAAGUUCAUUUGCCAUAGCGCCUCGUACUUCACAUUUCUGUUCCUGCUAAUGCUUGCCUCCCAGCGCAUUGAGACCUUCAUCGGCAGCUGGUUCUGGUCAGAGGCAACCACCAUGCUGAACCAGGCGGAGGAGCUGCAGCUGCCGACCAAGCGUGGCGCCAAGCCCACGUUCAUUGAGUGGCUGAUUCUCGCCUGGGUCAGCGGCCUUAUUUGGAGCGAGGUGAAGCAGCUGUGGGACGUGGGACUCCAGGAGUAUCUGAACGACAUGUGGAAUGUUAUCGAUUUUGUCACCAACUCCCUGUAUGUCGCCACGGUAGCCCUGCGGGUUGUGUCAUUCUUUCAGGUGCAAAAGGAGAUGAUCUUCAAUUCACAGGCCACAGACCUGCCGCGCGAGCGUUGGGACACCUGGGACCCAAUGCUCAUUUCGGAAGGCCUUUUCAGUGCGGCGAAUAUUUUCAGUAGCCUCAAGCUGGUGUACAUCUUCUCGGUGAACCCACACUUGGGGCCACUGCAAGUGUCUCUGUCGCGCAUGGUCAUGGACAUCAUGAAGUUUUUCUUCUUGUAUGUCUUGGUCCUUUUCGCCUUUGGCAGCGGUCUCAAUCAGCUCCUCUGGUACUACGCUGAUCUGGAGAAGAAGCGUUGUCCGGAGGUCUCGCCCAGUCUGCUGCUCAACAUGAACGGCACAAAUGAUCCGAACGCGUGCAUUGUCUGGCGGCGAUUCUCAAAUCUUUUUGAGACGACGCAAACCUUGUUUUGGGCUGUCUUUGGACUGAUUGAUCUGGACAGCUUCGAGCUGGAUGGCAUUAAAAUCUUCACGCGUUUCUGGGGCAUGCUGAUGUUCGGCACCUACUCGGUAAUCAACAUAGUUGUGCUGCUCAAUCUGCUGAUUGCCAUGAUGAAUCACUCGUAUCAGCUCAUCUCGGAACGCGCCGAUGUUGAGUGGAAAUUCGCCCGCUCCAAAUUGUGGAUCAGUUACUUUGAAGAGGGCGGCACUUGCCCGCCCCCGUUUAAUAUAAUUCCCACACCCAAGUCCAUAUGGUAUGCCAGCAAGUGGAUGCGCCAGAUGUUCUGCAGCGGCUCCUCCGCAGCCCGCCGCGAGCACCUCAAGACAAUACGGCGCAAAGCACAGCAGGCCAGUGACAGGGACUUCAAGUAUCAGCAGAUCAUGCGGAAUCUGGUCCGUCGCUAUGUGACGGUGGAGCAGAGGAAGGCGGAGUCACAGGGGGUAACCGAGGACGACGUAAACGAGAUUAAGCAGGACAUUUCCGCCUUCCGCUGCGAGCUGGUGGAGAUACUGAAGAACAGCGGGAUGGACACGAAUGUGUCUGCAGGUCAAGGUGGUGGUGGCGGGGGCAAGAAGAAUCGCCAGAAGGAGCGCCGCCUCAUGAAAGGUUUCAAUAUCGCGCCACCCGGCUCCACGAGCUCGCUGGCGCCAGUGGCCGAGUUCUCGACAUCACUGGACAACUACGAUAACCAGCAUGAGAUUCUCAGCUCGACCCUGUCCACCCUUUUCACACCCAAUUUCAUCCAUAGACGUCAGAAUACUACUGGAGGAAUGGCUGGCGCCGAGUCGCCAACUUCGCCUACGCAGAGCUCAGUAGCUGCGUCGGCGGCGACGGCGGCGUCGGCGGCGCCUGCUGCCACCAAGUACAACAAGUCCACGCUGAAGUAUAACAAGCGCAUAGCGGGACACAAGAAACGCUGGGGCACUCUCAUUGAGGCCGCCAAGGUGGGCAACAUGAGCAAAAUGCUGGGACGCUCCAAGUCCGAGGACUCCGUCUGCAACUCCACGCACAAUUCCACGCCCGUGCAUGAGCAAGUGCGGGUAACAUAUGCCCAGAGCUCAACGCAGCGCACCUACGCGUACCACGGAGCGGAGCCACCAGCUGUGGCCCCGCUUCCACAUCCUCCGGCGCUUGGCAGCGCCAGCACGUCGGGUCACUCGCAUGUGGGCAUGGGCGCCCACUUCUUUCACACGACCUCCGGUCUGACUGCCAUCGCUGCUCUAAAGCGCAAACGCAAAAAGUUCUCUUCUAGUAAAAACAUUUGUCCCGUAACUGAGUCCAUUGCGGCUGCCACUGCUGCCGAGCUGCUGACCGACAAGACCCUUAAGCGCGUGUCCAGCUAUCCGGCAGCUACCGCCCAGGGCAGCGUGCCGCACAAGGAUCCGACCCAGGUGGUCAAGCCGCGGCGCCACGAGCAAACUCAGAGCCAGCACGACUCGGUCGAGGCCUCAACAGAGUUCACCCUGUCCAUCGAUCCAUCCAACACGUCCGUCAAUUCGCGCGAGCCGCUGAUUGGCAGCAGCUGCGUCUCCACAAUGGGAACCAUUGGCUGAAUGCCAUUGAAUAAAACUACGUAAGGAAUUUUAAUGCAGAUAACUCAUUUCGGCUCUGGGAUCUUGAGCGGAAUAUUAACACAAUUCAGAUAUACACAACUAUAACCAAUCACUAGUCAUCAUCACUAAGAACCUUAUUCUGGACGAACCUUAUCCUUCUCGGCUCAAUUUCAACCCCACUCCACACAUACACACCCAUAUCAUGUGACUGCAUUUAUAGGAAUGCCUUCGCAGAGAAGCCUUUGAAUCUGAACCGUUGAGCAACUAAUUGAACCGCUACCAAUACCAAAUAUAAAAUACAACUAUCCCAUAUCGAUGUUGAAAGCUGCCUUAGUAUUAGAAGUAUUUUUUGUAUAAACCAAAGGUAUAUCUAUAUAUAUUCAUAGUACUAGUAAAUGCACAUAUGUAUGUGUGCACAGACAUAUACGAGUUUUGGAGGAAUAUUAAAUUGCUAAACUUGGACUUAGAAUAACGCUGUGUGAUGUUGAUUUCGGAAUGGAUUGAAGGCCGAGCAUUUUCCCGAGGCAAAUACAAAGCAAACAGCACAACAUUUUAUACACCGAUUUUAACCAACUCAACAAACAAUAAACGAAUUGCAAACUCUUGAUGAUUUUAGCGCCUAUAUAGUGAAUACUUAUAAGUAUAUUUGUAGAAUUAACAAUAGUACGAUUGUGAACUACAUUUUUAGAUGGGUUUAAGUAACUGCAAGCGAGUAGGCAAAAGGAAUUUUUACUUACGUACAUGUAUUCAGUUAAAGCUUUAUUGUUCACAGUACCCCCAGACUUAAAUAAAACGAAACUUAUUGUGACCUUUAGUAGCACCUAAUCUAAAUGCCUAAGUCAUGAAUAUUAAACAUUGAAUAGCAGGAAUAUGUUAAACAAUAACUGCGAUAAACGGAUAAACGAAUAUGUAGGUAAUUAAAAUGUUAUAUAAAUAUAUAUAUUAUAUAUACACAUACUUAUACACAUUAAUUGAACAUCUACAUAUCAACAAAUACGAUAACGUCCGACUUAAAGCUAUGUCUAUGUCAAUAUCAUUUAAGAUUGUUAAAUCACCUGAUCUUAAGAAAAAACUUGUAUUUAUGGUGCGAAUUGCUUUAUCUGAAUAUAAUUGAAAUAUUAUUUGUUAACAAUAAAGAAUAAAACGUUUUAAGUACUCACAU
Messenger RNA from Drosophila montana, 5088 nucleotides. RefSeq names its product Transient receptor potential cation channel gamma (gene Trpgamma). Lineage: Eukaryota; Metazoa; Arthropoda; Insecta; Diptera; Drosophilidae. Gene Ontology annotation, cellular component: cation channel complex; plasma membrane. The transcript is spliced from 16 exons. The record is from RefSeq and is a predicted model, not a curated record. Gene Ontology annotation, molecular function: store-operated calcium channel activity; protein binding; inositol 1,4,5 trisphosphate binding. Gene Ontology annotation, biological process: regulation of cytosolic calcium ion concentration; calcium ion transmembrane transport. The coding region runs from base 240 to 3926 and encodes 1228 amino acids.